Messenger RNA from Pararge aegeria (speckled wood butterfly), 2389 nucleotides. Its product is annotated as protein lozenge-like. Bases 981 to 2264 code for a protein of 427 amino acids. Gene Ontology annotation, biological process: regulation of DNA-templated transcription. Gene Ontology annotation, molecular function: DNA-binding transcription factor activity, RNA polymerase II-specific; RNA polymerase II cis-regulatory region sequence-specific DNA binding; ATP binding. The record is from RefSeq and is a predicted model, not a curated record. Gene Ontology annotation, cellular component: nucleus. The transcript has 6 exons. NCBI's taxonomy places the organism in Eukaryota, Metazoa, Arthropoda, Insecta, Lepidoptera, Nymphalidae.
ACCACGCGCGCAGCCUCCGACGUUUACGUGACUCAUCUCAUGACGGAAUAACGACGUGCGACGUACGUACGUGGUAAAUACCUGUGACCGGCGCGGGACUUACGCUCGACUUUAUUUGCAAAAAAUAUAACACUCGAUUAGGAAACCGGCGCUGACGCAACGCGCGGGGAAAAAUAUUAUAUACGCUCAGCUGAUAUUGACAGUACGUAGAUAAGUUGAUAUUUUAAUAUUACGCGCGCUUAUCAGAACUUUUGAAGCGGCUAUUCGGAUGAUAGAAGAUAUUUUGGACUAUUCCGCUCGAACCUUCAGUGACUCAUAUAAAAUGACGAAAGUUAAGUUGAAAUAUUCAAGGCCCGGCCCGAUUCCUGCUAGUAUACGUAAAUGUUGAGUUAAGGAAAAAGUUAUGUAAACGUUCGUGAUUAUUUAUGUCGUUGAAACGUAUGUGAGUGAACUUGUGUGUUAAUUUACGGACUGUAGAACUGUUAAAAUAUUAAUACAGCUACUAAUGAAAACCGAAGAUCUCUAUUUUAAACAACCAAAAAUAUUCUUGUAUCUAAGUGUAAAUAUAAAACCAAACAAUUAAUCAAAAAGGUACAACUCUACAGUGAACAAUAACACGGAAAAUAAUCUUGGAUUGGUGCCAAAAGUUGUUUUAAGGAGGUGUUCCUAACAAUAAGUUACUCAUCGGUUUAAAGGUCGUACGCAAAGAGCUACGGCGAAAGUAUCAACAUUUGCAUACCAAACAUAUUCUUGCCAAUCAACCGACGAAUAUCUUCAGCUAGUAUCAAAACCUUUAACCUUUACUAUCAACUCAAAAUAAAUAAAGUCAAAUCUAGAAAACUCCAUCCAAUCUAAAGUGACCAAAGAAAAAUUUCCAGCGAAAACAACAAUUAUACUCAAAGAAGCAGUCACACUUUUUAAAGCAAUAACAAACGUAGUGCAAGAGCGACCGGUAGAAGUGUGUGAUGCUGUAUUGAAGGAUGCACUUGCCCUAUGAGUCGAGGGGCCGUCGGCGCCGAGAAAUGGCCGAUCUUGAGCCCUGGUGGCUGCAUUCCAUUAUCGAGGAGACGAAGAGCGAACAUCCUGAUCUUGUGCGAACCGGCAGCCCUGACUACAUGUGCUCCGCGCUACCACACCACUGGCGCUCGAAUAAAACCUUGCCCGGGGGCUUCAAGGUUGUAGCCCUGGGCGAAGUGAUAGAUGGUACGCAGGUCACCGUGCGCGCGGGGAAUGACGAGAACUGUUCUGCGGAACUGAGGAAUAAUACUGCAUUAAUGAAGAACGGUAUCGCCAAGUUUAAUGACUUGAGGUUCGUCGGGAGAAGCGGUAGAGGGAAGAGUUUCUCGUUAACCAUCACGAUAUCAACCUCACCACCUCAAGUAGCGACCUACCAAAAAGCCAUCAAGGUUACUGUGGACGGACCACGGGAACCACGCUCUAAAACUAGUACAAAUACCUCACCCCACCAAAUCAGAGCGAUAGGCUUCCAGCGGUCGUUCAUCCCAAGCUCCUCCAUGGCACUGAGGGAGAUGGAGUACAAGUCCUCGUCACGAAGUCUACGCUCCCUCUCCCACGAGGAACGAGAGUACAAGACUAACGCCAACUUGUCGAAUGAAGAAAACACCGGCAACAUACUGGGCGCUAGCGAGUGGAACACGGGCUACCCGUCCACGGCCACCGUGUACCCGAGCUAUGGACCUCUACAACCUCCCUAUUACAAGCCGGACCCCACAAUACAUAUACCUGCAGUCCUCCCGGAAAUACAACUGGGGCACGCCGACUACGGUAGCUUUCAAUCGAGUUCAACGGGCUUCAAAGGGAGUCCGAGCGCUGCAACGGGGACCCUAACAGAUCUCAACUCCGCCGGCAUGCCAACGCAGAGAUACGACCCAAACUACUACAACACCUGGCCCGCCAACUCAUACAACUACCAAUACAACAACAUCAACAACAACCCCUCCUGCCUACAAUCCCACACACCCUACAUAAAUCCCAACACGCAAAUGAUCGUGCCGAAUCUAUACUCAACAGUCAACCAGAACGAAAUCCAUGUUCAUCUGCACAGUACCGACAAAUAUAAUCUCUCCGAACAGUACAUGCCGCGUGAGAUAAAAAUAAGCGAUAUAGAUGGCGGGAUUUCUAUCACGACAGAUUUACCAGGUGUUAGUGAGGCUAGCGGCUUAGUGCAAACAUGUGAAACGGUCGAUGAUGUGAAACAUGGACUCUACGGUGCGAGUAACCAAGAAGUUUGGAGACCCUAUUGACAAAUCGUACAACCUCAUUACUAUAAUCAACAUUCCAUUGUACAUAUUGUGAUAUAAUUAUUGUAUUAUGCUAAAAUUGUAGAUUUAUUGUAUAGUAGGAAUCAAUUAAUGUUAAACAUUAAUUA